Molecule: messenger RNA, 451 nt
Organism: Prorocentrum cordatum
Lineage: Eukaryota; Dinophyceae; Prorocentrales; Prorocentraceae
Source: the annotation of a GenBank genome assembly
AUGAUCAUAUUGUGGGCGCUUACGGGUCAUAUGAGUCUUCUCUUCGUCCUCGACACAAGUAUGAAGAUAGCGGUCGCCACCUUGCUCGUGGGUCUGAUGGCGUCAGUGCUGCCCCCGUUCCUGCUGAGGGUCAUCGUUCCCGCAGUGAUCGCGGUUCGCCUUCACCUGCUUGGGACGACGCACGGCGUGGUCUUCGUGGGCCUAUCGACGUGGAGGCUGGCGGUAGCCAAGGUCAUGGAGGCAACAAUCGUGAUGCGGUUGCUGGAGCGGGCGUCGGGAGGGCGCCGGGCGCGGUCUGCGAGUUCGCCCAGGAGGAGGUCGCGCAGCCGCAAGGGCGGCGGCCGCAGAGCCUCGUCGGAGGAUGCAGACCGCGAGGGCGGCAGCCGCGACGGGCGCCGGGACCGCAGCGGCUCGUCCCGGUCGAGGAGGCGGUCGCCGCGCCGCUCCAGCA